This is a messenger RNA of Trametes versicolor FP-101664 SS1, 174 nucleotides long. RefSeq lists its product as uncharacterized. NCBI's taxonomy places the organism in Eukaryota, Fungi, Basidiomycota, Agaricomycetes, Polyporales, Polyporaceae. The record is from RefSeq and is a predicted model, not a curated record. The transcript is spliced from 4 exons. Bases 1 to 174 code for a protein of 57 amino acids.
AUGGGGAACGAGGAGCACGGGGGCACAGAACGGCUACGCGACGGCCGUGGGUCCCUGGGUGCCGUGCAGAUCAGACGUCCCCGGGCGAACAUCGGGGUCAGAGAGGUUGGCGUGCAGAACCACUCCGCCAGCUUCAGCGACGAGAGCGUCCUGUGUCUCGCGUACCGCAAGUGA